Molecule: messenger RNA, 575 nt
Organism: Aspergillus costaricaensis CBS 115574
Lineage: Eukaryota; Fungi; Ascomycota; Eurotiomycetes; Eurotiales; Aspergillaceae
Product: splicing factor 3B subunit 5 family protein
Exons: 2
Coding region: 75-329 (84 amino acids)
Biological process (GO): mRNA splicing, via spliceosome
Cellular component (GO): precatalytic spliceosome; U2 snRNP
Source: RefSeq, a predicted model, not a curated record
CCACAACCACUCACACCCCCAAUUCCAUCCACCCACACAACCAACCGAAACAAAGGAAGGAGAAGACAUCCAAAAUGGCCGACAAACUCCGCACGAUCCAAAACCUCGAGGCGAUGCAAGCGCGGUACAUCGGUACUGGCCACGCGGACACGACGAAAUACGAAUGGGUAUCGAACAUUGUCCGGGAUAGCUACGCCUCGUAUAUUGGUCAUCCGCCUAUGUUGUCAUAUAUGGCGUUGGGAAUGGGCGAGUCGAAGGAGAAGGUUCGCGCGGCGAUGAUUGAGAAGAUGGUUAGAGGGGCGGGGAAUCCGCCGGAGACGCAGGAAUAAUUCAGUACUACUGCUCUUUGAGUGAUUGGUGGUGGGGUUUGAGGGCUGGGUGAGAUGAAGGAGUUGAGUGUUUGAUGGAGGAGUAUUGUGGAAGGAGAUAGAUGAUGGAUGGUGGGAUAUGUGCUGUCGCGUUUGUGUCAUGCAGGUAUUUGCAUACUACUGGAGUUCAAUGGUGGGUUAAUGGCGUUGGCGUGGAGGUUUCAUGCAUUACAUUACAUACUAAGGAUAGGAUAUGGAUAAGAUGGG